GCGGCGCCUGCGCAUUCGCGCGCCCGGCCUGGGCCGCGGGCCCGGCGCGGGCGCCAUGAAGCUGCUGCGGCGCGCGUGGCGGCGGCGGGCGGCGCUGGGCCUCGGCGCGCUGGUGCUGUGCGGGGCGGCGCUGCUCUACCUGGCGCGCUGCGCGUCCGAGCCCGGGGGCCCCGGGGCGGCGCCGGGCCGCAGCCCCCAGCCCCCCGCGCCCGCGCACGCCGCCGCCUUCCUGGCGGUGCUGGUGGCCAGCGCGCCCCGCGCCGCCGAGCGCCGCAGCGUGGUCCGCAGCACGUGGCUGACGCGGCGCGGGGCCCCGGGCGACGUGUGGGCGCGCUUCGCCGUGGGCACCGCCGGCCUGGGCGCCGAGGAGCGGCGCGCCCUGGAGCGCGAGCAGGCGCGGCACGGGGACCUGCUGCUGCUGCCCGCGCUGCGCGACGCCUACGACAACCUCACGGCCAAGGUGCUGGCCAUGCUGGCCUGGCUGGACGAGCACGUGGCCUUCGAGUUCGUGCUCAAGGCGGACGACGACUCCUUCGCGCGGCUGGACGCGCUGCUGGCGGAGCUGCGGGCCCGCGACCCCGCGCGCCGCCGCCGCCUCUACUGGGGCUUCUUCUCGGGCCGCGGCCGCGUCAAGCCCGGGGGCCGCUGGCGCGAGGCCGCCUGGCAGCUCUGCGACUACUACCUGCCCUACGCGCUGGGCGGCGGCUACGUGCUCUCGGCCGACCUGGUGCGCUACCUGCGCCUGAGCCGCGACUACCUGCGCGCCUGGCACAGCGAGGACGUGUCUCUGGGCGCCUGGCUGGCGCCGGUGGACGUGCAGCGCGAGCACGACCCGCGCUUCGACACCGAGUACCGCUCCCGCGGCUGCAGCAACCAGUACCUGGUGACGCACAAGCAGAGCCUGGAGGACAUGCUGGAGAAGCACGCGACGCUGGCGCGCGAGGGCCGCCUGUGCAAGCGCGAGGUGCAGCUGCGCCUGUCCUACGUCUACGACUGGUCCGCGCCGCCCUCGCAGUGCUGCCAGAGGAGGGAGGGCAUCCCCUGAGCCGCCGCCGCCGCCCGGCCCUCGGGGCACCGGUUCACCCCGCCGCGCCUUGGGGCAGAUGCCGAGGGGGCCGCGCCUGUGGUCGCCGCGUGCGUCUCGGCCUGCGUUUCGGAGAACCCUUGGGGGUCGCCGGGGCAGCGCGCCGUGUCCAGGGGGAGGCGCCCCCCGUUCCUGGACCUCAGCGGGUCCGAGCCCGAGCCGGGUCACCGGCUGCACCGUGGCCCGCUGGCCCCGUGCGGUCCUGACCGGCGCGCGGCGCUGGACUCCGUUCUUACCAGUGGCGUUUCUCGUAUGCGUCUUAAGACAGAGAGUGGUUUCACAUCGGUUCGCUUUAAUGGUGUUUUGGUCUCUGUCUCUGUCCAGUGACUUCGUGGUAAAUAGAACUCGGUGUUGGCUUGUGACUUAUUUAUUGUAAGUUCGUGUCGAUGUAAGUUUAAGCUGGCAGUGUGCUGGUCUCGGUGUUUUUUACGUGAUUUAAGGAAAGACUUUGAUGUCAGAACUUGGCGUUGUGGGUAAUGCAUUUGUGCCGCUUGUUCUGUCAGCCCCGCGGGUGUUUAAACAAACGCAGGAGAACUUUAAAACUGGCCGUUUCUCUUUUCCGUUUACACGUCGGUCACAGCGUUGUCUCCUUUGAAGAGACUUUCCGUUUAAGGCUUCCCGUGGCCGCAGAGAGCUCGUGCUGCUUCGCCUCACACUCUGGCCCACGUCACAGGAGUCGAACCCGUGGGUGCUGACGAGGCUUCCCAAAUUCUGCCUCAAAAAAAAACAGGACCAGCCGGCCGGAACCCGGCCCACCUCUCGCUACCUUCGUGCGUCCUGGGAAGCCUCCUUGUUGACUGAGAAAACUGAACGCUGUAGUCCUUGCCAAAGUAAAAUAAAGUGGCCCCGGGACAAGGGGUGACCAUGAGCCCCGGAGUCCCACUGGGGUUUUGUGUCUGGAGAA
Molecule: messenger RNA, 1988 nt
Organism: Saimiri boliviensis boliviensis (Bolivian squirrel monkey)
Lineage: Eukaryota; Metazoa; Chordata; Mammalia; Primates; Cebidae
Gene: B3GALT6
Product: beta-1,3-galactosyltransferase 6
Biological process (GO): protein O-linked glycosylation; glycosaminoglycan biosynthetic process
Cellular component (GO): Golgi membrane
Molecular function (GO): galactosylxylosylprotein 3-beta-galactosyltransferase activity
Source: RefSeq, a predicted model, not a curated record